Molecule: messenger RNA, 1041 nt
Organism: Penicillium chermesinum
Lineage: Eukaryota; Fungi; Ascomycota; Eurotiomycetes; Eurotiales; Aspergillaceae
Product: protein GET4
Exons: 4
Coding region: 1-1041 (346 amino acids)
Biological process (GO): protein insertion into ER membrane
Cellular component (GO): cytosol; TRC complex
Molecular function (GO): protein binding
Source: RefSeq, a predicted model, not a curated record
AUGACUUCUAAAAUCGAUAAAACGAUUGCUCGGCAAAGAGAAAAGAUCGCAGCCGGAGCCUACUACGAAGCUCACCAGCAAUUACGGGUUAUUGCUGCACGCUACAUUAAGCAAAACAAUUUCGAUGCAGCCGCAGAAAUAUUGGCCGGUGGUGCGACAGCUCUGCUGAGAGCUGGAGCACAGCAGGGUGCCUCGGCCAGUGGUGGGGAUCUAGCAAUCAUGCUGGUGGUGGAGGUCUACAACAAGGCAGAGUGGGGGAUCUCAGAGAAUGCAGAUGAUGGCGAGAGUCGCGCUCGUAAGAAGCGACUGAUCGAGCUAUUGCGCGAGUUCCCUUCGGACGAACCUACACGGAAGCGCUACAUCCAAGAAAUAAUUGGCUGGAGCGGGAAAUUCGGCCCUCUGGAACGGGGGGAUCCUGAUCUACAUCAUGCAGCAGGCUCGGUUUACGCAGAAGAUAAUGACCCGUACGACGCCGAGAAGCAUCUGAUUCUUGGUACCUCCGAGUCGGCAGAGACGCUGGCUAAGCUCGAGUAUGAGUGGUAUACGCAUGACGAUCCUCACACCGCGGCCCUCUACGCCUCCCGUGCCAUCUUUCCGUAUCUCACCACCGGUAACAUUCGCAGUGCGAACAAGGCCCUUCUCAUUUUCACCUCCCGCCUGUCCACGGCAAACCCAUCACUCGGUGUCCAAGAAGUCAGCAGCGCGAACUCGGACGUCCGGGUAUACCCGGCCCUGCCGUUGCUCAACUUCCUGAGCUUGUUGCUUCUGGCCAUCCAACGGGGUACAGCGGACCUUUUCCGCCAACUCACGACACACUAUGCGGCCCAGAUUCAGGAAAUCGGUAUUUGGGAUGAUGCUCUGGCUCAGAUUGGCGAGCAGUAUUUUGGCAUCCAGAUCCCCCGCCAAGGCAAUCCACUUCUGGAUAUGAUGGGUAGUAUGUUCUUCGGUGGGCAGGACAACGCAGGCGGCCGACGGGCGGCUCCAUCUAGCAGCGCAGCCAAAAAGGUUGAGGCGCCACCUUCAAACAUGGAGCUCGACUAG